GUUGUCUCACAGCUUAGGCGACAUAUGGUCCGAUCUGAGAAGUACCUCUUUUGUAUUUUGUGACACUCGACUAACUCAUAGGGCACUCGGCGGCCACUGGCCGCUUAGCUAGCGGCCAUGUCUAGCGAAGACUGCAUUGCACCACCUUUCUUCUCCAUUAUCUCUGCAUUAUUUAUUUUAUCAGCAGCGACGAUCUUUGGGAGGAUUCGUGAUGCGUGGUACUUCCUAAGGCAUCCCUUUUCGAGCAAGAGCAAGGAUGGAUAUGCGCCUAUUCGCGAUAAGACCGAGGAUUUCUACAUGCGGCGAAUGUAUGGACGCAUCGUGGACUGCUGGAAUAGACCUAUUAGUAGCGCACCCGAUGCUUGGGUGGACGUAAUGGAGCGGUAUCGCGCCAAGGACACCACGGGCGUUGACAUUGCGGAGAUUGUGCCCACAGGGAACACACGCCACUGCCUCAACCUCUCGUCGUACAACUACCUUGGAUUUGCGGCCUCGGAUCCGUACUGCACUCCCCGGGUAAUCGACACCAUCCAUGAGCUCGGAGUCAGCAACUGCAGCUCGAGGGUGCACUCGGGCACCACCUCGGUGCACGUGGAGCUCGAGGAGCUGGUGGCUCGCUUCCUGGGCGUGGAAGCGGCCAUCACGUACGGCAUGGGGUUCGCAACCAACUCCUCAACCAUCCCCUCACUGGUGGGCAAGGGCUGCCUGGUGCUGUCGGACGCGCUCAACCACUCGUCCAUCGUUGCGGGCUCGAGGCUGAGCGGGGCCAAGAUCAAGGUGUUCCGCCACAACGACGCCCGGCACCUGGAUGCGCUGCUGCGUCAGAGCAUUGCGGAGGGGCAGCCGCGCUCGCACAGGCCCUGGAAGAAGGUGCUGGUUAUCGUGGAGGGCAUCUACAGCAUGGAGGGAGAGACGUGCAACCUCAAGGAGAUUGUGCAGGUUGCCAAGAAGCACAAGGCUUACAUUUACCUCGACGAGGCGCACAGCAUUGGCGCGCUCGGACCCACGGGUCGUGGCUGCUGCGAGCACUGGGGCGUGGACCCGCGCGAUAUUGACGUCAUGAUGGGCACGUUCACCAAGUCGUUUGGCUCUUGCGGCGGCUACAUUGCGGGCCGGCGGGAGGUGGUGGAGCACCUGCGCCGCCACUCGCCCGCACACCUGUACGCCUGCUCCAUGGCGCCGGGAUGCGUGCAGCAGGUUAUCUCCGCCCUGCAUGUGAUUAUGGGGCUGGACGGCUCGGACCGGGGCGCUCGCAAGGUCGCCCAACUGCACGACAACGCCAACUAUGUGCGCAGCCGCCUGCUGACCAUGGGCAUGGACGUGCUGGGCAGCUGGGACUCCCCCGUCAUGCCCAUCAUGACCUACAGCGCCUCCAAGAUGGUGGCCCUCUCGCGCGAGUGCCUCCGCCACCACCUGGCCAUGGUCAUUGUGGGCUUCCCCGCCACCCCCGCGCUGCUCACCCGCGCCCGCAUCUGCAUCAGCGCGGCGCACACGCGGGAGGACCUGGACUGGGCGCUGGAGCAGCUUGGGGACGUUUCUGCGCUGUGCAUGCUGCUCUACCGCACUCGCGCCUUGUACGAGCGCAUAGAGGCGGACCUGAAGGAGCACGUGGCCAGGCACGUGGGACCCGAGGCGGCAGCCCGCGCCACCAUUGCCGACAUUGCAGCAGGGCGCUUCAGCAUCCGGCCGGUACGGUCGCAGCAGCAACAGUCAUCCCGCGCACUGCCGGCACCAGCGACUGUCGCUGUGGAAUCCUCGGCAGCGGAGGAGAGGCAGCAGCAGGAGGAGGGACAGGGGCACGUGCAGCCAGCGCGGUCGAAGCGCUCGCGCGCCAAGAGCUCUUCCCAGGAGGGGGCGGCGGAGAAGGAGGUCGUGGUGACGGCUUCGCCGGCGGCGUCGCCUGCGUCCCCGGCGGCGGGUGCGGCUGCGACGGUGGCGUUGCGGACGCGCAGUGCGGUGAAGGCGCACGCGAAGGCGUACGUGCAGACCAAGGCGGCAGCCUCUGUGGUGAAGAAGUGAAGGGGGAGUGUGGGUGGUGGGUUGCGGUCGGUGAUGUUGGAGGAGGGGAGAGCGGAUAAGGGUAGAAGCUGAGGAGUGAGAGGAAAGGGUUGGUUGUUACGGCGACAGAGAACCAAACGGGGGAUGUGGUGUUAGGUACGCAGUGAAUUUCGGAAUAGGGAUAACGGCCGUCUUGGUGUUUUCUUUUUCCAGUGUCGCAGGGGCGGGACGCUGUCAGGAUGCACUAGGUUUUGGAGAAGGCUAGUGCAGUGGACUAUCGGACAACGGGAAGGGCGCUCUUUCGGACGCAGGCAUGGUGGCUCGGGUUAUGGGGUUUGAGGGUUCGUACGUUUUGCUAGGCGGGGGCGGGUGGCGGAUACCGACGUGAGUUCCACGAAGGGAAAUUUAUCUUCUCAUUGUGGUGUACAGGUUGUUUGUACGGUAGUGCGCAUCCAGACAACAGUACCUUGUCUCUCGAGUUCCAAUAGUUCUCUCGGACAAGUAUGGCAAACGCGCGUGCUGAUUAAGACGAAGCACGGGGCACGAUACGGCUAAAAAGGAUAGGCGGUGCAGGGACGUGCGAUGCAUGGGAAAUGUUACAGGUGUUUCUGCACGGAAUAGGGGUAGAAUUGGAAUGGUACUGUUAUGGAGGCGGCCUAGGGCACACAGGUUGUGGUUUGGCACCACCUCUUUAGUGAUCUGGUCUCAACAAGGUGUAGCGUGCGUGCCUUCUUGACAUAGUAUGUUUGCAUGCAUGCGCGCGUGCAUGUUGCGUUUUGUUCCGUAGGCCUUGCUGGGGUCCCAGUUGGGCGACUGAGGGUGCUGCGUUUGCAAUCGAGAGCAACUACCGGCUGCUUUGAGCUCGUUUAGCGACGUGUAACCAGGGUGUGGCCCGUAGA
This is a messenger RNA of Astrephomene gubernaculifera, 2897 nucleotides long. The record is from the annotation of a GenBank genome assembly. NCBI's taxonomy places the organism in Eukaryota, Viridiplantae, Chlorophyta, Chlorophyceae, Chlamydomonadales, Astrephomenaceae.